Molecule: messenger RNA, 4050 nt
Organism: Stomoxys calcitrans (stable fly)
Lineage: Eukaryota; Metazoa; Arthropoda; Insecta; Diptera; Muscidae
Gene: Hdc
Product: histidine decarboxylase
Exons: 9
Coding region: 363-2855 (830 amino acids)
Biological process (GO): L-histidine catabolic process; histamine biosynthetic process
Molecular function (GO): pyridoxal phosphate binding; histidine decarboxylase activity
Source: RefSeq, a predicted model, not a curated record
GUUUUCCAUUCCAACGCUAUUUCGCACAGUGACAGAGGGCUGUUUGGAAGGUUUAGUUGGAUUUCAACAUCGCAUUCCCACUCUGAGGCAAUAAUCACCGGACUCUAUUGUAACUAAAUCCCUAAUCCAUCAGCCUCUGAAGCCAGAAGAACAAGCAAUAAAAAGUCGAGCAAAUCGAAGAGCUUAUCGCAGCAAGGAUAUUUAACGGUUUCUUAUUCUCUGUGUGUCAUAAAUACAAAUUUCAGCCUAAUUUGCAUCAUCGCAAGCAACACUGCAGCAGAACACCCGCUGUCUCUUGAACGACCUACCUAAGGAGCUAGUCAGUCCACAGACAGUCAACCAACCAGCCAGCCAGCCUAAUCAUGGAUGUAACGGAGUAUCGCCAAAGGGGCAAAGAAAUGGUCGACUAUAUAGCCGACUAUCUGGAAAACAUACGAGAUCGCCGUGUAUUGCCCGAUGUUAAGCCAGGUUACAUGAAAAAUCUGCUGCCAGAUUCGGCGCCCAUCGAAGGCGAAGACUGGCCAAAUAUAUUCGAUGAUGUGGAACGAGUGAUAAUGCCCGGCAUCACACACUGGCAGAGCCCACACAUGCAUGCCUAUUUCCCGGCCCUGAAUUCAUUUCCUUCCUUGCUGGGCGAUAUGUUGGCUGACGCCAUCAAUUGCCUGGGCUUCACAUGGGCCAGUUCGCCGGCCUGCACAGAAUUGGAGAUAAUCGUCAUGAAUUGGCUGGGGAAAAUGAUAGGACUGCCCGAUGAUUUCCUAAAUUUGCACAGUUCCAGCCGCGGCGGCGGUGUAGUGCAGACCACAGCCAGCGAGGCUACCUUGGUGUGCCUUCUGGCGGGCAGAACGAGGGCCAUUCAACGCUUUCACGAGAAAUGUCCCGGCUACCAGGAUGCGGAAAUAAAUGCACGUCUCGUCGCCUAUUGUUCGGAUCAGGCCCAUUCGAGUGUAGAAAAAGCCGCCCUAAUUGGUCUUGUUCGCAUGCGCUACAUUGAGGCAGACAAAAAUCUUUCCAUGAAUGGACAGCCAUUGCGUGAAGCGAUUGAAGAUGACAUACGUCAGGGUCUGGUACCUUUUUGGGUCUGCGCCACUCUGGGCACAACUGGUGCCUGUUCAUUUGAUAAUUUGGAGGAAAUUGGCGUUGUGUGCCGGGAAUUCAAUUUGUGGCUGCACGUGGAUGCCGCCUAUGCGGGCAGUGCUUUCAUAUGUCCAGAGUUUCGCACGUGGCUCAAGGGCAUAGAAAGAGCCGACUCCAUUGCUUUUAAUCCCUCCAAAUGGCUUAUGAUUCAUUUCGAUGCCACAGCCCUAUGGGUAAAAGACAGUGCCGCUGUACAUCGCACCUUCAAUGUGGAACCCCUGUAUUUGCAACACGAAAACUCGGGAGUAGCUGUUGAUUUUAUGCAUUGGCAAAUACCUCUAAGUCGGCGUUUCCGUUCGUUAAAAAUCUGGUUCGUCCUUCGCUCAUAUGGCAUUAAGGGACUGCAGCGUCACAUACGUGAAGGUGUGAGGCUGGCGCAGAAAUUUGAAGCCCUUGUGGCCGCAGAUCACCGCUUUGAAAUACCGGCCAAGCGGCAUUUAGGUCUGGUGGUUUUCCGCAUGAAGGGCGACAAUGAAAUCACAGAGCGUCUCCUGAAAUGUCUCAAUCAUCGGGGUAACAUUCACUGCAUUCCCUCAUCGCUGAAAGGAAAAUAUGUCAUCCGCUUCACAGUCACCUCAACACACACCACAGUCGAUGACAUCCUCAAAGACUGGAUGGAGAUCAAGAAUGCAGCCACCGAAAUCCUAGGCGAAGUCAACAUCAGUAUAUCGAAUAGGGUCUAUCUCAAAGACAUCAAAGAGAAAUCGGAUGGAUUUGGUAGCAGUCUUUUGCUCUCAAACACUCCUUUAUCACCAAAGAUUGUGAACGGUUCAUUUGCAGCCAUAUUUGAUGAUGAAUUUCUGGCCAAGACCUAUGCCGGAGUAAGAAUUGCGCAUCAAGAAUCUCCCUCGAUGCGACGACGGGUGCGAGGCAUCAUGAUGUCGGGUAAGCAAUUCUCGUUGGAUUCGCAUAUGGAUGUGGUAGUUCAGUCGUCCAUGGAUUCCAAAACAACGAACAGCAAAGUUGUGGACAGCUAUGGCAAGACCACGUCCACAGUGAAACAAGCUAAAGAACGUGACUCUAUACGCGAAGAUGAAGAGUCCCAGGAAGAUUGUGAAACGAAUUGGUGGGAACAGACCUCAAUGCCACCCCUGAAACCUAUUCGGGCCCAGCGAAAUCGGUCUCCAGUCGCCACCAUUCUUCGCCAAAGUGAUUCAACUGAAAGCCGCACACACAAACCACGUCAACGACCCUCAACCCUAAGUACCACACCAGUGAAUAGUGUCCGGUCACCGGCUACCCAUUAUCAGCUUCUAAGCAAACCUCGACAACUGUCAACCAUAGUCGAAAAAGAUAAAUCAUCUGUCGGCAGCGACUCAUUCUCAUCCACAUCGUCCGGUGGUGCUCCCUCGCAACCAUCCUCCAGCGCUGCCGAUCACAUUUAUCAAGGCAAAAGGUAUUUGUUUUCCGAAGCCAGUGUACAAAACCCUUGCACCUUUAGCAAUUCAGUGUUUUGUCCACCAACCCCAACCGAAGAGAAUAUUACAGUCCCACCAAACACCAACGAGAGUUUUCACAGUCCGGAGAAUGUCAUGCAAUGCAAUGCCACCAACCACCCAACCAAUGAGCGGCUAAUGGAAAUAGCUCGCUCGGAGAAAGCCUCCUCGUCGAUGGAAUCUUCAGAAUCGCAAAAUCAGCCAUCAAGUGAUUCGGAAGAGUCAUCCGGCGACACCUCAACCACAUCUGCCCUUGGCUAUUCCUCACUGGAAUCGGUUUGAUUGUACCUGAUAAAAAGCUCCGCUUCGCUCUGCUCCAAGGACAUGCUCUCUUCUCUUCUCCAUCUAGUCUGCUGUGCUAGCAAUAAUUAUCUUUGUAAGUGCAACACGAGCUCAUUUCCCAUGUCUCGUCGAAUCUCAUCGCCAAAUCUCCACACUAUUGUAGUUCUUAAAUGCUAUAGAUAUUCGUAGUUUUAAUUGAUAUCCUUGUAAUCCUUAGAAGUUUAAAUAUUCACUCUUAGUGUUGUUAACAGUUUUUUGUCAAAAAAAAAAACAUACGUGUAUGUGUAUUCUACGAUGUCGGCCAUGAUCCGUCAUUACUGAAAUGUAGUCAUAUACCAAGCUGUGAAUGUACCCAGUACAUUCGUUUAAAAGCCCUUUUAAGUUUUCAAAUGAACCCCCUUGAGUAUCACACAAAGUUUUAUUUGCCCCACUAUAAAAUGAAAAACAUUUAACAAUGAUUUUUGAAAUAAAAAAAAAAACAACAAUGAAUUAAAAAUUCCAACUUCCUAGACUUUCCCAUCUUGUAUGUCUAAUUUUAGGCGAUUUUUAUUUAGUCUAAAAUUUAUUCGUGUGAUUAUUGAACAUGAAUUACUAACUGCUUAAAGUCUAUGUGAAAUUAACCAUGUAAUGAACUUUAAAUGUCCAUAUACCCACCCUAAUAUACAUAUAUAUAUAUAUAGCAUAAGUUAAUAUUUAAUAAUUACACUCGUAGUUUAUUCCGUGCUGUUAUUUAUGAUCGUCUCAAAAACAAACAGAAGAUGAAAAGAAAAAUGCAUAUCCCCACUGAGAGAUAUUCAAAGAGUUAAAGAGAUAAGCCACAUUACGAUACUCACUCCUAUUCUACUCAUAAGUACUUUAAAUACUCUCUUAUUGAUGUCUACCACUAAAAGGAGAAAUACUCACUCAAUCUUAAACUCAGCGUUUACACAUGCAUACGGCAACAGAGCAACCAAUAAAUGAAUAGUCAUUAAAAAGAAUCAAAUAUACAUAUACAUACAUACAUACAUACAUACAUGUACAGCUAAUAGCACAUAUUUAAUUAAACUAAAACGAACAAAAACAACUAUAAGGUAUUUAUGCAUGUAGGUAUGCGUUCUCCAACAAUUUUAAUAAAAUCCAUAGACAUAUUUAUUCAAAAUCUAAAUUAUUAGAAAAACAAUAGUGUUUAACAAAUAAAUGCAUUCAAGAAAACAAA